AUUCUGAAAAUACUCUUUGAUAAACCUUCAGCUAGAACGCACAUUAGAUGACAGGAAGGUUACUGGAUCAAAACCUAAUUUUUGAAGCAAUAUAUGACAGCUUUCUAUCCAAGAAGCCUUAGAGAGCGAUUGCAGUUGCUCUGCCACACAUAGCUUGACACACCUGGGAUUUUUCCUUUUUUCUCUCAUCCUGCCAGACCAACAUUUCCCUACUUCCCACCCAGGGUGCCCCCAUCAAACUACGGUUUCCAGGAUUCGGGGUGUGGGGUUGGGAGCCAUUACCAUUUCAAGUGUAUGAUACUGUCUUAAAUGUAUAGCACAGGUGGCCCUCAGUUUGGGUGCUUCCUUGCCAGUGUGUACAUUGACCCGUUAUUGUGUUAUUAUUUACUCAACCUUGGGGUGCACCUGUUCCCAGGUGAAUAAGGGAGCUGAAAGCACAGGUGCAUUUGCAACAAUACGCUGAGCUGCCAGUUGCUGAUUCGUAUUUCAUUCAAAGCAGUGACCUUUUGAACCAUUAUCCUGGGGAGUUGUUUUUUUUCUUCCAGCUGAGGGGGGCUGUUGUUCUCAACAGACCAAGCAGCAAUUUUACCAUUCCAUCUUGCAGGACAUUCAAUAGAUCUUUGGUUACUGCCGCCUCCCAACCUUGUCUGGAAGGUGGGUUUACCUCUGCCAGCAAGGUGACUACUCUGCAAGAUGUCAGAAUGGUGCGGUUCCAUUACCAAAAGCGCAAGAGGAAGGUGCAACGCUGCUGCAUUUGCUUCGUGGAAGUCCUCAGUGGAUUCCUCCUCUUGUUGCUGGUUGCGACUGUCUUCACUCUCCUGCGUUGUUUUCUAGAGUUCUCCGAUCUUACAUUAGCAAACACUGGGAGUAAGGCAGAGCUCUUGAGGAAUUCAACCACACCUACGAGAGGCCUCGCGUUUCUCAGGACUGUCCCUCACACCUCAACCGUGAAUGAGAUCACUUCUCAGCAGCCCACAGUAUCCCUGAAGUCGGUGUCACCUCAGGCCUCGUCUCAGAGCAAGAUGGGUUCUCCUCCGUCAACCACUGAGAAGUCAAAUUCAGAGACUUCAUUGCCGCCAUUAAUUUCAGUGAGGCAAGGUAGUUCGCCACAGCAGCCCGCCUUAAGCACGAAACUGAGGUCCACUCAGCAGGACCUGCUCAUACAAUGGAUGCCUCCACAGCAGCUUACCUUGGCUGCAGAACCAUCGCUUCAAUCAACCACGACUACAAAACUGGAAUCUCCUCACCAGCCAAUUUCGGAUGUGAAGCCGGUGAUGCCUCAACAUAGCCCCUCAGCAAUGGAGGAGUCUUCUGGACAACUAAUAACCCCAGCCACCAAGUGGCCUUCUCCUACCCAGCUAAGUUCAGCCACAAAACAGAAGUUUGUAACUCUUCCAAUUGCAACUGUGCAGCCGAUGCCACAGCACCUAACCAAAACUGCAACCUCCGCUUCUCUGCUGUGGUUAGCUGCUACCACAAAGCUGAGAUCUCCUCAGAUCUCCUCAGCCAUGCCAUCUUCUCCGCCACAGCUAACCCAAUUCACCAGUCUGCCACCUUUGCAGCAGCUGACCACAGCCAUGAAAGGAACAACUUCCACCACGAAAUCCAGUUUUUUACUUCAGUUGAUGACAAGCUACGGAGUCUCGACUUUGGAAAGUUCCAGCAGUGAGGCCACAAAGCUGGAAUAUAUGAUCAACAACACGUUUGCUAAGGGUGCGUUAAACCUGCAAUAUCGAAGGUCGUCCACCCUGGAAUUGAAGCCUGUCCCCAAAUCCAGAACCUCAGAGCCACCAAGUUUUCGCAGAGGCACCCAAGCAUCAAAACUGAGCCCCAACGUGACCCAGGAAAUGAAGCGUGAAACUCACAAUGAAACGGGAGUCCUGGUGGAUGCAGAGAACAUACAUAUUGAAGAUUACAGUGGAUUCUGUUUGUUGAAACCGUCAUUGCUGUCCGUUAAUGGUGUGGGUGACAACGCAGACACCCAGAAGGAUCACAAAAGCAACUGGGGUGGCAAAGAUCUGCAAAAGAAGGGAAAAUGGCCUUGGGCAGCCACUGUCCUGAAAGGCGGAGAGCCCAUUUGUGCAGGAAGCCUGAUUGCAGAAAACUGGGUGCUGAGCGCCAGGAGCUGUGUAGAAUCUGGAAACAUCUCCUUGUACUCUGUAAAGCUCGCCUCAGCAGAGCAGGCUUCUUCAGAUGAGCUAUAUCCAGUUGCCAAGAUCACCUCUCGCUCGUCGGGUGCGCAGGAUGAUGUCGCAUUAGUCCAGCUGGCAAAGCUGGCACCCGUCACAUCGACCACCCGUCCCAUUUGCCUUCCUGACCCGCUCCACGUUGUACCACCUGGGACUGGGUGCUGGGCGAUAGGAUCAAAGGAACGGGGUGCUGACCCUGACAUCCUUCAGUGGACCAUGACCUCCAUGGACAGCUGCAUCCCCACCUCUUCCUUGGUCUCCACCUGUGCACAGCCAUCCAACCUCGAAAAGAACCCUCAGCUGAGUAAAGGAGGGCUUUUUGUCUGCCCGGGAGAGGACGGGCAGCUUUACCUGGAGGGAAUCUUUACAUCUUCAGUGGAAAGUCAAAGCAAAGGAAAGGAGAUCAGCCAAUCAGCCACCUUUGUGCGUGUCGCCCCUUUAGUUCCAUGGAUCAGCUCUCAACUGCUCCCGAGAAGGGGCAUGGGAGUCCUCGGCUAGAGCAGGACCCUCUGGGCUCCUUGUGAUUGGGGUGUGUCAAGGACCACGUGUGUGUUCACAGAAGUAGAGUUGGAAAGGACCCCAAGAGUCAUCUAGCCCAAAGCCCUGCAAUGCAGGAAACGCAACUAAAGCAUCCCUGACAGAUGGCUAUCCAAGCUUUGCUUACAAACCUCCAAGGAGAGUCCACCACCUUUGAAGGGAGUCUGUUCCACUGUUAAGUUCUUACUGUCAGAAAGUUCUUUCAAAUGUUUAGUCAGAAUCUCAUUUCUUCUCACUUGAAGCCAUUGGUUUAUGUCCUACCCCCCUGGAGAAGGAUAAAACAAGCUUGCUCUCUCUUCCAUGUGACAGCUCUGUAGAUAUCUGAAGCUGGCUAUCAUACCUAUUAGUCUCCUCUUUGGCAGGCUAAACAUUCAAAGCUUGCUCCAUACAGCCAGCAAGAUUUUGUUCAAUGGGAGACUGUGGGGUGAGCUUCCUAUUUUUUAGAUCAGCUUCCCCCAAGCCUGGUAGCUUUCCAGAUGUUAUUGGACUACAACUUCCAUCCUCCCUCCCUGGUGACCAUGUCAGGUGAGGCUGAUGGGUCCAUCAUCAUCUGGAGGGCUGCAGGCAAUCCCCACCCCUGCUGUACAGUGUCCACACAGAGGCCCAGUUUCUGGGGAACACGAGGCAAAGGCUACUGGACUCGGGUCCUGCUUGUGGGAUCCCCAGAAUCAUCUUGUUGGGCAGGGUGAGCAGCAGGAUGAACCUGACCUUUUAUAUAGGCAUUUGGAUCCUAGCCUUUGAAAGCAUUUCUUAUAGAUUGUAUUUUAUUAAGUCUAUAGAUUUCCAUAUCCUCUCUCAUGUGAGUGAUUUUAGAUAGUUCUUCUGUAGAAGCAGCUACUUUGCAUGGCUAGACUUUUAUUUUAUCUUUUACCAUGGUGGGUUUUCCAGUUCACUGAUAGUUGUUCAGAAAGCUACUUGAAAGGUCUUUUGGCAGAAAAUGAGGCCUAUAAAUAAAGUAAGGAGACUUCAGUGGUUUUGUGCGUUCUCU
Messenger RNA from Zootoca vivipara (common lizard), 3714 nucleotides. RefSeq lists its product as uncharacterized. Gene Ontology annotation, biological process: proteolysis. The record is from RefSeq and is a predicted model, not a curated record. Gene Ontology annotation, molecular function: serine-type endopeptidase activity. NCBI's taxonomy places the organism in Eukaryota, Metazoa, Chordata, Lepidosauria, Squamata, Lacertidae.